Molecule: messenger RNA, 552 nt
Organism: Quercus lobata
Lineage: Eukaryota; Viridiplantae; Streptophyta; Magnoliopsida; Fagales; Fagaceae
Exons: 1
Coding region: 1-552 (183 amino acids)
Molecular function (GO): RNA-DNA hybrid ribonuclease activity; nucleic acid binding
Source: RefSeq, a predicted model, not a curated record
AUGGUGGAAGAUUUUAAGACUGCAAAUAAUUCCUUUGCAACAAGGAAAGAGAAGCAGCCUAGAGCUUGGAGGCCUCCACCAGAAGGUUCUUUCCUUAUAAAUGUGGAUGGAGCAAUCCCAGCUGUGAAUGGUCAUUCUGGAAUUGGCAUUGUCAUUUGGGACUGGGAGAGUCAGAUUGUUGCAGCUGUUAGUAUGCCUCUUUCCGGGAAAUUUGCAGUGGAAGAAACAGAAGCAUUGGCUAUGGAAAAGGAUGCUAUCCUAGCUGUGGAGUUGGGCUUGGAGAAUGUCAUUUUGGAAGGGGAUUCUAUGCAAACAGUCCAAGCAGUAAAAGACAAAGAUUGUAAAGGUUUGGCUGGCAACAUCAUUUCUGGUAUAAUCCUUGAAAUGUCCAAUUUUAGGAUGGCAGAAGUUAGGCACAUAAGUAGGAAUGGAAACAAGAUAGCCCAUGAACUGGCUCAACAGGCUAAGAGAGGUGGAGAGUUGAAGAGUUGGACUGGUACAACACCAGAUAUUGUAGCUGAUCUUCUUGGUUUCCACUCUACUACCAUGUGA